Molecule: messenger RNA, 693 nt
Organism: Penicillium argentinense
Lineage: Eukaryota; Fungi; Ascomycota; Eurotiomycetes; Eurotiales; Aspergillaceae
Exons: 2
Coding region: 1-693 (230 amino acids)
Source: RefSeq, a predicted model, not a curated record
AUGCUCUCCAUUCCGAUCUCUUCAGGUCCGUCCCCUGAUCUUCUCGUUCUCGUUCUCCGUCCACCUUGUCAACACGAUGUACAAAUACGUAAACCCGCGAGACAUAAUCUACGAUUGAACUUUGAACCUCCUUCUACCUCCAUCGUUUGUCGAACGUCCCCAGAUCCCGGAUGCAAGCACUGCUACGUUGUCCUCGAACCUAGAGGGACUCGAGCCGCAAUUGGUGAUGAUCCCAGCGCUGCCGUGCCUGACUUUGACGAUGAUCCCGUUUUGAAUGCCGAUUUCAAAAGGUCCACUCCUGCAAGUACCUCACUGGUUGCCAGCUCCCGCGUUGCACGGAAUGACCUUGACCUCGACGUCGACCUCGAACUUGACCUCUCAUCCAACCUGCCCCCUCCUCCUACGAUGCCUACCAGACCUGCUGACGAUAUCACGAAGCCAGGAAUAGCUCCUAGUAGCACUAUCUCAGUAAUCGAUUUGAUCACAUCCACUGGUAGCCUCACAUCACUUUGCUCAGAAGCACCCACGGACAUGAAGACCGGAGUUCACCACCUGGAUGACUACGGCUUCGAUUGGGUCUUCGAUUGCCGCCUCGGCGUACCUGGACGUGGUUCCCUAGUUCGCUCGACUCGACAAGGCAGAAGAAGACGGCUCACAGCUCGAAUGGAGAUCAAGCAAGAUCUUCAGCCGUGA